AGAAUAUUAGCCUAGACGUGGUGAUUGCCUAAUUUAUAUUAUAUUAAGGUCAGUCAGUCGGUAUAAGGGAAAUCUGACCAAUCACAGUGUGUCAAUUGACACAGUUAAUAACGUGUAUAGUGUACAUUUAGGCGAGGUGUUUUCGAGUAGAUUAUCGCAAACGCUAAACACACGGAAUUUCAUCUGUGUAGGAACAGACAGUUCAUAUAACUAAGACCUGGAAAACAGCUGAGCGUUACAACAUCUGAUGUGAUUACAGACAGCUUCUCUCUGAGCACGGAUACCAAAAUCGCCAUAAGCCAACCGCCUGAGGAGAUUGGAAAUUGUAAUUGACUGGCUGUCUCUGUGAGACGCAUUCAAGUGUAUAAGAACAGAAAGAUUGGCCAGUUUGUUUCGCAGUUACUUCCAUCCUCAAUGCUUAUUCACUCCUGGAAAGACUGAGUUUGUCUUCUCUGUAAUAACGAGUUGAUCAGAAGGGGGAACAGUCGUUGUUGUUAUCAUUAUCAUCGUUAUUAUCAAUUUCAGUAUUAUCGAAAGACAAAAGCAUGAGGAAUCUGUGCAAAGAAAUCAAUAAACAAUUGAUUGCAGUUAAGAUGAAUUACUUUUUCCAAUUCUGUGGUAAGUCUGCCAUUUGUUUUUUGAAAAUAACAAAACGAAACAAACUAGUUAUCUCGGCUUUGUUCGUCUAUAUGAAUCCGAUACUGGCUACACACGGUUUGACGUCUUAUCAGUUGGGGAUAACUGCAUUAUUCGCUAAUGCUUGUUCAAGUAUUUCAAGAAUCGUCUUUGGUAUGAUUGUGGAUCAUACGCAACAUCGAAAUUAUGUUUUAAUGGCUUUGUCAUCAGCAACUAUGGGAUUGGUGUUAAUGAUUUUCACAUUACCAAAAUACAAAGAAUAUAUAUUCAACGGAGAUAUAAAUGAGAAUGGAGAAUUUUCAAUGUAUCUACGUCUUGUAUCAGAGAACAUUUCUCAGAGUGUUUAUGUAACACCACCUCCAACUGACCAAUCAGAUGUAUCUCCCUGUUGGCCAACCACAUUAAAAGAAUGUAAAUUCAAUCGAUACUCUAAUCUAACAAACGAUUACUACUAUUUGAAAACAUCAUCUCAGAAUAAAUUGUCAGCAGUUUAUAUAACAAAUCAAUACUAUCCAAGUGACCAUGUAUUACCAGCUGAUCAACGAGCAAUUCAAACGAAUCAAACAAUUCAGCUUAUUUGUCAAGAUAUUGAAACAUUGAAUCAGUCUGGUUGUGCACACAUUGUAUGCGAACAUACACGUGAAGCACAAUGGACAACUGUAGUGUUCGCUUUAAUUCUCCGAUGCCUUAUGAAUUCAAUGCAUGCACCGAUUUCAAAUCUACUGGAUUCAGCCACCUACUCAAUCCUUGGAACAAGUAAAGCUCAAUAUUAUGGAAAGUCUAGAGCAUUCGGUUCAUUCGGUUUUAUGAUUGGUUCAUUGUUAACUGGUUUUGUUGUCCAUCAUUAUACCACGUCGAGCAAUCAUUAUCAUAUGAAUAAAAUGUCGCCUACAAAACUGCUGUACUCUACGACGGCGAGUAAUUCAGGAGAUAUUCGUCCAGUGAAUCCUAAUUAUACACCAGCACUUAUCAUAGCCACAGUAUGCCAAGUGAUUGGCGUGAUUGCCUCGGCUUUCUGUAAUUACAGUUAUACAAAACCAGUUGAAAAACACUUUACAAGCGCACUGACUACAGCGAUACGUUCACCGAGAAUGAUCCAAUGCCUAAUGGUUGCUUUUAUGUCUGGUCUAAUUAUAUCAUUCAUCGGAGAGUAUAAUUAUUUAAUACUAACUACGAUCUAUCAUGUACCGCAUUAUUUUCUUGGCUUGCUAACAACUACAUCGAUUGUCGUCGAGAUCCCGACACUGUUGUUUAUUUCAGGUCCACUGGUGAAACGCUUCGGUUGCAUACCGUGUCAGAUAAUCUCACAGAUUAUGUUGACUAUCCGAUUUUUAUGCUAUGCAUUUUCCAGUAAUUAUUGGUAUUUUCUAAUUGGUGAAAUUGCCUACGGGAUCUAUUUCCCUGUAUUAAUGAAUGCUUUAUUAUCACAAACGGAACAAGUGAGUUUAGAGACAAAAAUCAAUAAGAAUCAUGACAUUCUAACAAGUUUACAAGCAAUUCUAACGAGUACAAUGUAUGGGAUAAGUAAUAGUCUAGGUGGACUGUUAUGGGGUUUAUUGCUACAAUAUUUUGAAGCCACGUCAUUGUUUUAUAUAGCAUUCAUAUAUACAUCGAUUUGUGCCUUGUUUUUCCCGCUUGUAGCGUACUGUUUAAAGAUAUUGAAGUGUUAAAUGUUUCAAUAGAUGAAGCUCUUUGUCUCUGUAUUUUGAAUUGUGUAUUUUUCUAAUUUUUGCCUUUGGAAUCUACUCAGUGUGAUACUGUAGUCAUUGUAUGGUUUUAGUUUGAGAAGUAUUUUAAAAAUAAAAGUGAGUA
This is a messenger RNA of Trichobilharzia regenti, 2448 nucleotides long. NCBI's taxonomy places the organism in Eukaryota, Metazoa, Platyhelminthes, Trematoda, Strigeidida, Schistosomatidae. The record is from the annotation of a GenBank genome assembly.